AUGGCUCGUGUCGGGCUUUACCACACUGCAUUGGCCUUUCUGGCCAUGUCGGUGCUUCUCCCCUGCUCCACCGCGGCGAUUGCCAAGGCGUGGGGCGGCGCGCAGCCUCUCGAACCGAUGGCCAACGCGCUGAUCGCCGAGUGGAACAAGAAAGUCAAACCUGCGCUACAAUUCGGCAAAUAUGAUCCCUCCAGCUCCAGCAAUGGCGUUGCGGGAUUCUACAACGGGACCUACUUAAUCGGCGCCUCAUCUGAGCCAAUCAGCGCCGACAAGGAGAUCGCCACGAUCCCCAAGAUCACCGUCCCUCUCGCUAUUGUCACGUACAGCUUCUUCGUGACAAAAGCCGCGGGAGCCAAGCCGCUUGUUCUCAACGCCAAGCAAUCGUUUGAUAUCAUCUCCGGCGCGACAACUUCCUGGGCCGAUGUUCCCGGCGCGGCCGCCGCGAAACUCACCGGCCCGAUCACGCGCGUCGCGCGCAGCACCAAAGUCGCGACGACGGCGAUCGUCCAGCAGAUGUGGUUGAAGGCCGGCGCGGGCUACCCCGCCGGCGGCGACACCACCGGCAAGCCCUUCACGUACGCCGGCCUCACUUUCGCCGCGACGAACGGCGAUAUGUGCACCAAAAUCGCCGGGACGCCCGGCAGCAUCGGGUAUUCGCACACUGGCGGAUGCAAGAACAAGGCUGGUGUGGCGGAAGUGGCUCUGAAGAACAGGAAGAACGUGGCCAUCUCUUCUCUGAGCUGGAACCCCAUUGUCGCCCUUCCCGCAAAGGUUCCUGCUCCGGACAAGACCUGGGACUCCGUCGAUCUGAUCUGGACCGCGAACGCCAAGGCGCCUCCCAUGGUUUCCAUGCAAUAUUCUUUCAUAAAGAAGAAUCUCAAGAAACCCAAGGUCCCUAACGGUGCAGUUGCAAAGGCGUUUCUGCUGUUCAUCCUUCCCAAGGCGGGCCAGAAGGCAUCUACCAGCGGCUUCCUGCCAGUUCCGGCCAAGUGGUGGGCUCCUUCGUAUACGGCCAUCAAUAACACUGUUCUUGUGUAG
Messenger RNA from Closterium sp. NIES-65, 1038 nucleotides. The record is from the annotation of a GenBank genome assembly. Lineage: Eukaryota; Viridiplantae; Streptophyta; Zygnematophyceae; Desmidiales; Closteriaceae.